Cimex lectularius (bed bug) is the source of this 6301-nucleotide messenger RNA. It is a transcript of the gene LanB1, whose product is annotated as laminin subunit beta-1. Gene Ontology annotation, biological process: cell migration; substrate adhesion-dependent cell spreading; basement membrane assembly. The record is from RefSeq and is a predicted model, not a curated record. Gene Ontology annotation, cellular component: laminin trimer. The coding region runs from base 243 to 5522 and encodes 1759 amino acids. Lineage: Eukaryota; Metazoa; Arthropoda; Insecta; Hemiptera; Cimicidae. The transcript is spliced from 34 exons.
CUGAGCCCCACCCAAAGUGUCUUUCUUGUUCUCGGUCGUCGUUCGGCUCACUCGGUCCCAGCCUCUCGGCGUUUGGUGCACAGACCUCAGUCGGGACCUAGACUCGGGCUUGCUCCGACGCACCAACCAACACUUCACCGACCUGGUACAGACAUCGUUUACCGUCUUCCAAUUGAAAUCUUCCGAUUUGGUACAGCACUGGGAAUCUUCGACUUCCCAAGUGUUUGAAUUUCCUUCCCAUCAUGGAUUACCCUGGAAUAAGGCUCUCCAUACUUGCUACAUUGUGUAUGUUGUUGGUCAUAAAGGAAGCAGAAUCUGAUUUUCCGAAAGGAAUAAAUCAUCUGAUUAAUGGAAAUUUACUGAUUGGUCGGGGUGACAGAUUGAGUGCAUCAUCAACCUGUGGACUGCAUUCGGUGCAAAAAUAUUGUAUUGUGUCACAUCUUGAAGAUAAGAAAAAAUGUUUUAAAUGCGACUCAAGACCUGGAGAAUUAUCUACAACGAGCCACAGAAUCCAGAAUGUCAUUUAUAGAAGAGAUCCAAAAACAAGAGCACAAAAUUGGUGGCAAUCUGAAAAUGGAAAAGAAAACGUUACCAUCAGAUUGGAUUUGGAAUCGGAAUUUUAUUUUACACAUUUAAUUAUGUGGUUUAGAACAUUCAGACCUGCUGCGUUGAUAGUAGAAAGAUCUUCUGAUAAUGGUUUGACAUGGAAGCCGUACAGAUACUUUGCUGAAAAUUGUGCAGUUACUUUCCCUGGAUUAAACAGAACAAAGUCAUACCAAGAUCCUUCUGAAGUUACUUGCGAAGAAACAUACUCAUCAUCUACGCCAGUUACUAAUGGAGAGGUUAUUUUGAAAAUAAUCCCUCCAGAUUUAGAGAAUCACUAUGACCCCUAUUCAACGAACUUACAAAAUCUUAUGAGAAUUACAAACUUGAGAGUGAAUUUUACAAAACUCCAUACUUUGGGUGAUGACUUGUUGGAUAAAAGACAAGAAAUUCAGGAAAAAUACUACUACGCUAUUUAUGAAAUGGUAGUAAGAGGAUUUUGUUGGUGCUACGGACAUGCUGAAAAUUGUCUUCCUCUUAACGAAAACGUGAAAGAUACACCUGGAAUGAUACACGGACGGUGUGAUUGUGUUCAUAAUACAACAGGCAUUAACUGUAAAUACUGUAAAGAUACUCAUAAUGAUCUUCCUUGGAAACCAGCAAUCGGUCAUGUCAUUAACGCAUGCCAAAAAUGUAAAUGCAAUGAACAUGCUCUUCGGUGCAAUUUUAGCAGUGAGGUGUAUCAACAAAGUGGACACACUAGUGGUAGCGUCUGCAUCGAUUGUGAACAUAAUACUAUGGGUAAUAAUUGUGAACGGUGCAAGCCCAUGUAUUACCACGAUCCACAAUUGCCCAUUAGUCACCCCGACACAUGCUUGCCUUGCAAUUGCAAUAGCGAAGGUGCUGUAGACGGAGGCCUGUGUAAUUCUCCGAAAGAUGUCUAUGGAUCAAGAGUUUGUCAUUGUAAGGAAAAUGUUGAAGGCGAUUCGUGUGAUGUUUGCAAACCUGGAUUCUGGAAUCUUCAAUCUUCAAACCCAAAGGGCUGUGAACCUUGCACAUGUGAUUUACGUGGAACCAUUAACGGCAAUCGCUCAUGCGAUCCGUACACCGGUAUCUGUUUGUGUGAACCAUUCGUUAUCGGUAAAGACUGCAACCAAUGUUUCUUAGAACAUUGGGGCUUAUCAAAUGAUACAUAUGGUUGUUUACCAUGCAACUGUGACGUGGGUGGAUCUUAUAGUUCUAAUUGUGAUGUUGUUACUGGGAAGUGCAUGUGCUACCCUCAUCUGACAGGACGUACUUGUAAUGAGGUUGAUCAGAAUUACUUUCUCCCAGAUAUUGACAUGGUAUACGAAGCGGAAGUGGCAAACCAUUCAGAUAAUUGUCAACCGGAAGUAAAAGAAUGGCCCAGGGAGGGAACUCCAUAUUGGACUGGUUCUGGUUUUACACGAGUGCACGAUAAUUGCGAAUUAGUCUUCAUAAUUGACAAUAUUCCUAAUUCCAUGGAAUAUGAUUUGAUCGUUCGACAUGAUAAGGUUAAAAAUGACGAAUUAGUCGAUGUAACCGCUCAGUUAACACGGCCCGAUACGCCUGUUGGUUUGUGUUCAAAUGUCAAUGAAUAUGAUGAUGAAAAACAACUCUAUUUUCAACCAGAUAAUUCAUUUGCUGUUUCCUCGACACCUUUAUGUCUAGAAAGUGAGAAAACCUAUAAAUUAAAGUUGACUUUCAGUUCUAGUAAUAAUCAACUUUACGGCCAGGCACCAACUAUAUUAAUUGAUUCGAUUGUAUUAGUACCUAGAGUAGAUUCUCUUGACAUUUUCACCAAAACUCCAAAGAAUAGAGAUAGGCUAAGGUCAUACGUUCAAUUAGGCUGCCAUGAAAAGUACUAUUUACCUCAUCAGGAACCAGUUGAAGUAUGUAAGGAACACCAGUUUAGUAUUUCUAUCAGAGUUUUCAAAAACCCUCCAGAAUGUAAAUGCAAUGCGACUGGUUCAAUCAGUACGCUGUGUAAUUCAUUAGGAGGAAAAUGCCUCUGCAAACCGAAAGUCAUUGGACGGACUUGUGACAAAUGUGCUGAAGGAACAUACGGCUUUUUCCAAAGUGAUGGUUGUAAAGAUUGUGAUUGCAACUCUGUCGGUGCCAAAGACAAUAUUUGUGACCCCUACUCAGGGCAGUGUAAUUGUAACAAUGGUACUUAUGGAAGAAGUUGCGAUCAAUGCGCACCUGGUUCUUGGGAUUUUCCUCAUUGCAAGCCGUGUCAAUGCAACGGACACGCUCAUAUUUGCAAUGGGACUACAGGAGAGUGCAUAGGUUGCACGGAUUUUACAGCAGGACACUAUUGCGAUAAAUGUGCAGAUGGUUAUUACGGUGAGCCAAUGAACGACAUUCCUUGCAGACCAUGUAGCUGUCCAGACACGAUAGAAUCUGGCCAUUCAUUUGCAUCUUCCUGUGUGAAAAACUCACAAGAUGAUGUUAUAUGUUUAUGCAAAGAUGGAUAUCGGGGACCGAGGUGUGAUAAAUGCGACGAUAACUAUUUUGGACAUCCCGAAAGAGUCGGAGGUUCCUGUCAACCUUGUAAUUGCAGUGAUAACACCGAUCUUUCUCAGCCUGGAAAUUGUCAUCCACACACUGGCGAAUGUUUGAAGUGUUUGUACAAUACUACAGGGAAAAAUUGUCAACAAUGCCUACCUCACUAUUUUGGGAACGCCUCAGAACAUAAUUGCCAAAAAUGCCCAUGUAACAUAUUGGGUACUGAUUCAUCGAAGGGUCCAUGUAAUCCUGUGACAGGGGAGUGCCAUUGUUUGCCCAAUGUUGAAGGGAAAAAUUGUGACCGAUGCACCCGAGAACAUUGUUUAAUCGGUAGAGGUACAGGUUGUGUACAUUGUGCUUGUGACCCCGUAGGGUCUCAAAAUCAAGACUGUAACAUGUUUGACGGUGCUUGUAAAUGCCGAGACGGGUUUGGUGGUAUGAAAUGCAACGAGUGUCAGGCCAACUACUGGGGAGAUCCGAAGAAGGAAUGUUUCCCUUGUGACUGUGAUAUUGACGGAGCAGUAACUGGAACGUGUAAUCAAACGACAGGCCAUUGUUUGUGCAUAGAAGGCAUUACUGGAGAAAAAUGUAAUAUGUGUUCCAGGGGUUUUAGUGGCGAAGCACCCUUAUGUGACAAAUGUGGAGACUGUUUUGAUAAUUGGGACUUAACAAUAACAUGUCUAUCAGAUGAAACUGAAAACAUUACAAGAGAAGCAAAGGAUAUAAGACAGACUGGAACCUCAGGCUACAAUGCCAUCGUUUUCGACAGAUUAAGCAAUAAAAUUGAUGAAGUUAAUAAAACUCUAAUCAACACAAAAUCCAAUGUCAUGAAAUUAAACGAUUUAAAAAUGGAUGUAGACAACUACAGUUCUACAAUUAAUGUCACCAAUGAUUUAGUAAAUGAUUUAAAGAAUAAGGUAGAAGCUGUGAUAUAUAAUGUCAGCUAUGCCAAUAUGGUGCUAUCAAGUUUGGAAAAUUCAACGGAGGCUUUGAAGAAGAUGACCAACGAUUUAAGCAACAAUUCUACAAAUCUGCAGGAAAAAUAUUUAAAAGGUGCUCUUAAUAUAACCAGAGAAGCAGGACUUAAUGCGAAAAAUGUGUCCAAUAUUGAAAAAAAAAUCGAAACCCAGUAUUUGAUUCCUGCUGACAGACAGUGUAAAAGAACAGAAAAAUUUCUAAAUAAAGACAACGAAACAUUUACCAGUACUGAACAUAAAAAUGAAGCUAAGAGAGGACAACUAGAUUUCGAGCUAUCAACCAUAGAGAAAAAACUACCAGAUCUUAAUGAAAAGAUAUGUGAUGGUCGAGGGGAUCCUUGUGAUGGUCUUUGCGGUGGAGCUGCGUGCGAUAAAUGUGGAAGUAGUGCCUCGUGCGAAAAUGGUGCUGUAAGAAAAGUUAUAGCGGGAUUAGAUAUAGCUGAAAAAUACAAAGCAUCAAUAAAGGCAAACUUAUCUAACGCUGAUGGGUUACGACGUAAUAUAUCAAAUGCAAUGAAACAUGUUUCUACAGUUCAUAAAGCCACUGUUAAGGUUCACGAUAUGGUCAACGAUAUUAAAAAAACGUUUGAAACCCAAGCUAUGGGUAUAGUUGAUGUCAAAAAUAAACUUGAAAAGUUCAUAGAGGAAUUGGGAGCGAAACCAACAGAGGUCAAUGCCAUAUCUGAAAGCGUUGUAAAUAUGCACAUUCAACUGCAGCCACAACAAAUCAAGGAUUUGGCCUCUGAAAUAAAUAGCACACUUGCUUCCUUGACUAAUAUCAAUACCACUCUUGAAGCAACUAAAGAUGAUCAUAAAAAAGCCGAUGACUUGAAGAUGAGAUCUGAUGAUGCAAAAAAAGACGCAGAAGAUAUCUUGGCAAAAGCUCAGGAAGUUAUUUCCGAGUUACAGGCUGCUGAAAAAGCACAACACAGUGCAAAGUCAAAGAUAGACAAUGCUAAAGAUGACAUUGCAACAAUUCAGAAACAACUGCAACAGAUUGUAAGUGAAACGGAUAGUGGCUGGUCAGACCUGAAUUACACUAAACAUGAUGUUGAAAAACUAAAAACUGCGCUUAAACGUGUUCAGACUGAAAUAUUUCAAAAUAAGAAUAAAGUAGAUCAAAUUCUGAUGGAAGCCGGAGGUGUUUCAACUCAAGUUGAGAAUACAGACGAAAAAUUGAACUUUUUGAAAAAUAAUUAUGCUAAAGUCCUUGACAAAGUGACAAAUCUUCGACAGCCUCCAAUUUUAGACAAGACUAAAGUGAGGGUUCAAGAAUUACUUGAUCAAGCACAGAGGCUCUCAUUGAAAACUAAUGCCAGAUUAAGUGAAUUUAAAGAUGCCGAUGCAUUGUAUAAUAAACAGAAAAAGCAGCUAGCUUCGUUGACAAGCAAAAUAGACGAUUUGACAAAUCAAAUAAUGGAGUAUACAAAGCAGAUCAAUAAAAAGGCAAAACACCACAGGGAAUGUAAAAAUUAAAAUUUGUUUAAAUUGUGUAAUUUAAUUAUUUAUUUGCUAACCAAAAUGACAAUUUUUGCCAGAUUGAAUUAUAUUUUGUACUAAAUAUUGUUGAAGUGUGUUGUGAUUGUUAGUGUAGUCGAAAAUUCUGUAAUUUUUAAGAAAUUCCUACUUAGUAUUUAACUUAAUAGUUGUAAUAUGAACAGACUAUUUGUAUUUGAUAUCCCUUUGAUCCUUUAUACAAUUUGUUUUUACUUUAUUAAGAAUUCUUUUUAUAAUGAUUUUUACAGUCAGUGAACAUUUAACCCAAAUAAUAUUUAUAAUUGGGUUUAUAUACCAACAAUAUUUUGAGCUUUAAUAAGUGAAAUUUAUAUGAAUUAUAGUACAAAAAUUUAUUAUUAGCUUACAUGCUAAUGAUAAUAAUAAUGUGCCAAAAAUUAUUGCAUAUUAUUUAAUUUAUUAUUUUUUAUCAAUAAAGAUUAAGACCUUGAGAAAUACAUUUAAUAUAUUAUGUAAAAAAAAAGAUGAAAGCAUAUCUGCAAUAUUUUAUGUAGAUCUGUGAUUAUCAAUAUUAAAAUUAGGCUCACUACUAAUUCUACUGUCAAGUGUUUCUUGUGAAAAUUCACACCAUCCAUGAACUCCUAUUAGUAUGUACGUUUUCUUUUUUGUAAAUAGAAUCUCUCUUUAAUUUUUAUUUGAGAGUAAUCUCAGAAGAUAUUUUUAUUAAAACAAUUAUUGAUGAUGUAUGUAUUUCAGAUUUUAUGAUUACUAUUUUAAAUCAAAACUAGAAUUAUGUGUUA